Mytilus trossulus (common blue mussel) is the source of this 12230-nucleotide messenger RNA. RefSeq names its product neural-cadherin-like. Gene Ontology annotation, biological process: cell-cell junction assembly; cell morphogenesis; cell-cell adhesion mediated by cadherin. Gene Ontology annotation, molecular function: calcium ion binding; cadherin binding. The transcript has 35 exons. The coding region runs from base 404 to 9514 and encodes 3036 amino acids. The record is from RefSeq and is a predicted model, not a curated record. NCBI's taxonomy places the organism in Eukaryota, Metazoa, Mollusca, Bivalvia, Mytilida, Mytilidae. Gene Ontology annotation, cellular component: adherens junction; catenin complex; plasma membrane.
UCGUAAUUUCCAGCGCGCCUCCGGAGAAAUACACAUUCCCGUACCUCACACUGGAUUUGAAUGAGUGGAUUUUGACAGAUAAGAAAAACCGGGUCCCAGGUGAUAAAUAACAACAAACGUUUAAUCAGUGUUCAGUAAGAUGAAUUUAUCAAUAAGUGACAUUCAAAUUGUGUAAAACAUCAAAGAGAUUCAAAGAAUCUUUCGGUAUGAUCAACUGUUGAAAGAAAAUGGAUCGGUAAUGUUAUCGGAAUUUCUGCUUUCUUGUACGUUUUCAUUCACUUUAGAGGUAAAUUGUUUGGAUAUGUGUUCACAUAGGAGAAAUUAAUUAUGUGUCUGAGAUAUUAUUCUUAUAAUCAAUGAUUGAUCCUCAAGAAAGCAUUUGAAUAUUUUUGAAAUCGAAAAGAUGAGCAAGAUGGCGGCUCCCAGCAGUUUGUGGUGUCUGGGAUCAUAUUUAAUUCUGUUAGCUAUAGAUCUUGUAAUGUGUGAUCGUGUCAGUAAACUUCAUGUUCCUCAUUUAACUCCACCUGAUUCUGUCAUUAUUACAAUAUCAUCAUUAGGUGACAUACCAUCGUUAGUUAAUCAACAGGAGUUAUCAGGAAUAUUUGACUUAUCUGACACAGAAUUCAAAUCAAAAGGUGAUCUUUCUGGAUUUUUAGGUGGAACAUUUGAUAUCAUUAUUAAAAGUGAUGUGCAUACUUCUGAAGAACACCAUCUUCUUGUUAAAGUUGAUAAUUCUUCAAAAUUAUUUUCAUUUUCACAUCAUCAAUAUUUUGCAUCAGUGCUAGAAAAUUCAGCUCGACAUACUAAAUUAGAUGUCAUUGGGGAUCUCUUUGUGAAUUGUGAUACAGAUGUGUCCUUAAGAUUUGUCUCAGGUACGGGAGAUAAAUUUUAUGUGAAACAUCAAAUAAAUGGUGCUAAGCAGGGUGUAGAAAUAUAUACUAAUGGACCACUAGAUCGAGAAAAGAAAGAUUCAUAUUCAUUACUGCUACAAGCAAAAUCACUGGAUGGAAAGAUUGCACAAACAGUCAUUCAUGUGUAUAUACAAGAUGAAAAUGAUGAAAUUCCUCAAUUUAAUCAAACAAAAUAUACCACAAAUAUACCCACUGGUUUGUCAGUUGGGAGUUCUGUUUUUAAGGUUCUGGCCAUUGACAAGGACAUUGGAACAAUUUCAUAUUAUUUAGAGGGAACAACAGAUUUCAGUAUUAACUCAGUGUCCGGAGAGAUCAUACUAUCUUCAAGUUCAUAUUCCGUAAGAGAUCAUAAAUUCAGAGUAGUGGCUACUGACCAAGGUGGACUAAGGUCAUCAGCAAUCAUUCAAAUAAAUAUUUUGCCAGGGAAUUUAAAGUUUAUUCCACAUCAUCAUUUGUCAAAACGAUCAGUCAAUAGAUUAGAGAGAAGUUUUGAAAUUAUUGAAAAUGAGGGUAAAAGCAAACCCCUUUUCUCCAUUGCUUCCCAGCCCUCACCUUCAAUAGGAAUUGAACAGUACCACAUCAUAGAGUCAACUAUUGACAUGUUUCAAGUGGAUACGAGAGGAAAUGUUUUUAUCAAAGAAGGACGUACUUUGGAUUUUGAAGAAGCCAGUCACAGAUCCAUCAUCAUGAAUUUUAAUAUAACUAAUACUAACAGUCAGACAGAUUAUACAUUGCUGAAAGUAACAUUAACUGUGAAGGAUGUUAAUGAUGAGAAACCAAGGUUUAUCAAUGAACCGCGACCAUUCCUGGCUACAGUGUCCACCAAUCCAAGUAUCGGAGAGCUUGUGUAUGAACUUAUGGCUGAUGAUGCAGACACAGGCUCUAGCAUUACAUAUAUACUGGAAUCAGCUGGAGAAGGAAAGUUUGCCAUCCAAAACAUCAUUGCUGCUGGACGUCAUAUUGGUAGGAUUGUUACGACAAAGACAGGUCAUGGACAAUAUGAGAAAGGACGAGAAUUCUCAUUAGUUGUGUCAGCUCAGGACACAUCAGUUCCACCAACCAUUAUACAGAAAUCUAAUUUUGAGAUUGUCAAAGUUUUAGUGGGGUCUAGACCUCCACAGUUCUUUGAAGAUCCGUAUAUUGGAUAUGUAAUGGAAAACAAUCAAGCUGGCUAUAAAUUGACAAAUGAUGACGGCAGCCCAUUAAGCAUCAAAGCCAAACCAUUCCAAUCCAAAACUCCAGAUGAAAAUACAGAUUACGAUGGGACCAUUAAAUUUUCACUGUUGGAUGACAGGGGGCAAACAUCCACAUUAUUUACCAUGAGUGACGAGGGAGAGGUUGCUACCUUACAGAGUAUGGAUUAUGAGGCAUCCACAGCACAUCAGUUUGUACUCACUCUCAGAGCUGUUGAAGAAUCAACGGGACUGCUCAGUACCACCCAGCUGAAAGUCAAUUUGAUAGAUGUUAAUGACAAUGACCCAACCUUUGAACUAUCAACCUAUACAAAUACGACCUCUGAGGGGACACCUGUCAACACCACACUGUUUUCUGUGGCUGCCACAGAUAGAGAUUCUGGAGACAAUGCCAAACUUACCUACUCUGUUAGUGAUGAUCAUUUCUACGUGGUUACCAGAAUGGACCAGAGGGGCAGAUACAUUGGAGAUAUCAAAGUAGCAAAGAGACUAGAUUAUGACUUCCGACCAGAUCGUUUGUACAAGUUCAAUGUAACAGCCACAGAUGCUGGACCAUUCAAGAAAUCAGGUCUCGCCAAUGUUGUGAUAUAUGUUACCAAUAUAAACGAUGAGCCCCCAGAGUUUGGUAAAACAAAGGAGGAUAUACAUACCUUCAUACGUGAGGACCAAAAUGCUGGAAGUUACGUCAAAACUGUACAGGCUAUAGACCCAGAUGGUGAUAAUGUGGAAUAUUACUUUACAGAUAAAUUGUCAGUUGCACCAAAUGGACCAUUCAGAAUUGAUGCAAGAUCUGGUCUGAUUACAUUAACAAACAUAAUACCAGCUCAUAUCCCCUCCUACACAUUAAACAUCACAGCUUAUGAUGAUGGCAGCUGCUGUGGAGGUUCUCCUAAACUUAGGAGUGAUUCCUAUGUUGUGGUAGAAAUAAAGGAUAUCAACAAUAACAAUCCUAGAUUUCCUAGUUGUAGCUAUGCUCCUCAUAUCAUGGAAAAUAUGGCUCCUGGAACCUUUGUUGUCAGGGUACAAGCUGAAGAUGAUGAUAGAGGCUAUAAUGGUAAAGUUAAAUACCAUGUAGUUACUCCAGCUGGCAAGACACAGAGCUUCGAUGUAGAUCCUGACAAUGGUACCGUCACGUCCAGGGUCAUGUUUGAUCGGGAAUCUGAACAGGGCAUGAGAGGCUACCCUCUCACUAUCAUGGCUGAGGAUCAGGGUCAGACCAGGAAAUUAAAUAGUUUGUGUACAUUCUGGGUUACCAUUGAUGAUCUGAAUGACAAUCCACCAAAGUUUGAUUCGUCAGUUUACACUCCUACAAUUGUGCGUAGUUUAGACGUCAACAAAGUUGUGACAUCAUUGUUAGCAACAGAUCAGGAUAUGGGUACAAAUGCUGAAGUCACAUACUCUCUUAUAGAGAAUCCAGAAGACAGAUUCAGAAUUGAUUCAGAUACUGGUACAAUCUUCCUCAGCAAGAGUUUGUCUGAUUUUUUUGAUAGUUCAAUAAGAUUACAAGUGCGGACAGAAGACAAGGGAAUUCCCCCACUUCACAGCAAAGUACUGGUCAACAUUGAUGUUACGACAGGUGAUCAGCCUGCUCCUACAUGGAAUGACAACUAUAACGGUCAAAGCUUUACCGUAAAUGAAACAGAACAAGUGGGAUACAAAAUAGCCACGUUUUAUGCUUCGUCUAAUGUACCACCACCACUAGAUGGCGUUUCAUUUGCAAUAGUCGAUUCCAACGGACAUCCUAGGCAAUCAGCUGGAAACUUCCGUGUUGAAGGAAGGGACAAUCACAUGAAUUUACGAUUGAAUGGACCAUUGAAUUAUAAGAUAAACAAUACUUAUACACUACGUCUCAGAGUAACUAAUCAAGGCCUAACUCCACUUUCACAGGAAAUGCGUGUAACUAUUAAUGUCCGUGACAUGAACAAUGAAGUUCCACAGUUUGAAGGACUAGACCCCAAACUUGCUAACUUGUUCCGUGGUAGUGUCCCAGAAAAUGAACCAUCUGGAGUUUCAGUGUUUACAGUGAAAGCUGUAGAUGCUGAUGCAGAUCUCCCAAAUAAUCUGGUAUACUAUAGCUUGGUAGCAGACAAGAACAAUGCCUAUCUAAAGUUCAGAAUUGACCAGCAGACAGGUCUAAUUACCACAAACACCACGUUUGAUAGAGAGGAAGAGAAUGUCUACUUUAUAACUGUAAUGGCUAAAGAUGGUAUUAACUCUGAUAUUCCUUAUCAUGAACCACCCAACACACCUAACAGUGCUCAAGCUCAAGUUCAGGUUAUUAUUGGAGAUAAGAAUGACAACCCUCCAGUGUUUGAGAAACCUCUUUAUGAGACAAAUGUCUUUGAACAACCACCAGAUAGUAGUAAAUCUAUAAUCAGGGUACAGGCUACUGAUAAAGAUAUAGCUGAUACCUUGACAUACUCUAUAACCAGUGGUAAUACUGAUGGUGUAUUCAGUAUACGAGGGAAGACUGGAGAUAUCUAUGUGGCCAGAGAUCUGGAUUAUGAGACCAUGUCACAUACGUUCACCCUAACUAUAACAGUGAGUGACAGUUUCUAUACCAACAUGACAACAGUUAUACUCCAUGUACAAGAUGUCAAUGAUAACGCUCCAGAAUUUACAAAGUCAGAAUAUGUUAUAACAUCUGUUGUGGAGGAGGAAACCCCACCCCGGGGAGGACAGUUUCUUGUUCAGGUUGGUGCAACAGAUAAGGACACCGCCAGAACCACAGAUUUUGUAUACAGCAUUAGUAGUGAUGACAACAAACCUAACGAUCCAACAUUCUCUAUAGAGCCUAAAACUGGUAGGAUCUUCUUACUCAAGUCCUUAGAUAGAGACUUGCCAAAGGGACGAGCAGAGUACCAGUUUAAUGUUCUAGUUGUGGAUGAACCUAACUCGGCACAGUCUCUGAUAGGUUAUGCUUAUGUCAAGGUCAAACCUAUUGACAUUAAUGAUAAUCGACCAGAGUUUACCACAAACUUGACAGGUUAUGUUCCAGAAAAUUCUGCUAAAGGUAAGAAUGUGAUGACAGUGCGAGCUAAUGACGUGGAUUAUGGCAGAAAUGGAACGGUCCAUUAUAUGAUAGGGGACAAUCGUCCAGUGGAUCCAGAAACUUCCAUGAGUUUAUUUCUAAUUGAUAGAGAAACAGGUCUUAUUACGUCUAACACCAACAAACUGGACCGUGAGACAUUAGAUCGUUAUUAUCUCCCCAUUGUGGCGUAUGACAAUGGUGUCAAUCCACAAAGCUCCACAGCUACUGUGACGGUCGUGGUUACAGAUGAGAAUGACGAAAGGCCUAAAUUUCUACAGAAGAUUUACCGUGUAGAUUUGUCAGAGAGUCAGUUAAGUGGUCCUGUGGUCUCCGUCGUGGCGACCGAUGAUGAUGUUGAUGACAAUGCUAAGCUUACAUACUCCAUUGUGACACAGAAUGAUCUGAAUUUUUUCUCCAUUAUAACAUUACCAUCAAAUGAUGGAGUAAUAACAGUCUAUAACCCUGUUGACUAUGAAAACAGAGGCCAGCGUUUCUUCAACCUGACAGUAAAAGCCAGAGAUGCUAAUCCUAACCAUUUUGAUAUCGCCCAUGUUGAAAUUACAGUCACUGAUGCUAAUGAUGAAAAACCAGAAUUCCUCAAGAAAGUAGAAGUCAUCACAAAGGAUGAAAAUAUCCCAGAGAAUUCAUUGUUACACACCUUCUCAGCACACGACAAAGAUAGCCCGCCAAAUAAUGAAUUUACAUUUUCAAUAGCUGACCAUGCAGACAGGUUUUAUGUAGAACAGCAUGGAGACUAUUGUAUGGUCAAGAUACAGAAUGGACUUGAUGGUCAGACAUUGGACAGAGAGACUAGUGACCAGUAUACAGUUAAAGUUCUAGCAAUAGAUAAAGGAAUUCCAGCACAAACAGGAACUGCCACAUUGUAUAUCAAAGUAACAGAUCUAAACGACGAGGCACCAACCUUUGCCAAACAGUAUCGUCCAAUCGUAAUGGAAGAUGAGGACCCAUCACAUGAACCAGUCAUUACUUUCAGUGCCAUGGAUAGAGAUACCAAAAAAUAUGGUCCUCCAUUUAAGUUUGAGUUACCGCCCUGUAAAAAUCCUACAUGCAAUGAGAACAUCAACCGUAUGUUUAGUUUGGAGUUUGAUCCAAAUGGAGAUGGUGGAAAUGGAACAGGCAAAGUUAUGGCCCUUGGGAAAUUUUUCCGUGAAGAGCAGAAAUUUUAUUAUUUACCAAUCAUAAUGAAAGACAUGGGAGGUAACAACCGAUUAUCAAUGACAGGAACGAGUACGCUGACCAUAGAGAUUGGAGAUAAAAACAAUAAUCAACAUUACGAUGGAUUCAAGGAGAUAUUUGUAUAUAAUUAUAAAGGUUUGUUUGGAGACAUAGAAAUAGGCAGAGCUAAUGCUGAAGAUCUAGACGAUUGGGAUCAUAAAGAUAAACUCUACGUCUUCAAAGGACCAAAGGCAAUGGCACAGUUCUUCAGUGUAAAUGAAGAAACUGGUAUGAUUACCAUGAAGAAAGGGGUACCAGGAGGGGUAUUUGAUUUUAAGGUGACGGUGUAUGAUCAUGUCGUGUUUAAUAAGAAGAAUGCAACAGCCUCCAUUAAAGUAACAGUAAAGGAAAUAUCUGAUAAUGCUGUGUACAGCUCUGGUUCCAUUAGAUUAACAGGUAUAACAGCUGAACAGUUUAUGGAAAAGCCAUCCUACAUGGACUCUGCAGGUAAAACCCAACAUUCAGAGAGUAAUUAUGAGAAAUUUCAAAAGAAGUUAGCUGAAAAAUUAGGGGUACCAGUAGAGAAUGUUGAUAUAUUUAGUGUGAUGGACAAUAAGACAAUGCAGUAUUUAGAUAUCAGAUAUGCAGCCCAUGGUUCUCCUUGGUAUCCUCCCAGUAAAAUAGAUGGCAUUGUUACACAGUAUAAGACCGAGUUUGAAACUGAAUCUGGAGGUAAUGUUGCCAUGGUGAAUAUAGACGAAUGUUUGAAAGAGAUAUGUGACAGCGGUGGAUGCUCCAAUGUUCUGUAUGUGGAUGAGCAUGCCCCAGUGAUGAUCAACACUAAAGGCAAAUCGUUUGUUGGCAUAGGAACAAAGAUCGUAGCUGAAUGUCAGUGUCUGGCCAAAAACUUCUCCAAGCCAUUAUCAUGUACAGCUGGUUAUUGUUUCAAUGGAGGAACUUGUUUUAAAGAUGACUUUGGUGAUCUGAGCUGUUCAUGUCAUAGUGAAUUUAAUGGUAAACGCUGUCAACAGACCCACCAUAGUUUUAACAGUGGUUAUACAGUGUACCAGCCAUUGGCCCAGUGUGAGGACAGUACAACUAGUAUAGAAUUUGUCACCAAAGAAAAAAAUGGACUAUUGUUUUAUAACGGUCCUGUGGAUAAGAUUAGUCCAGAUCAUCCUAAAGAUUUUAUCUCCUUGGAGUUAAGAGAUGGGUACCCUGUGCUGUACAUUAAUCAUGGAACUGGUACCUUAAAAUUACAGUUGGAUGGAAAAGGAAAAGAUGGUAUAACAAGAAUGAAAGGGUUAGAUGAUGGGACCUGGCGUCGUAUUGAUCUUAUAAGGAAAGGACAGCAUGUAACUAUGAUUGUGGACCAUUGUGCAUCAGCCACCUCUGGAAGUACCCGGUCUCAGGACAGGAAGUCAUGUGAAAUCAGUGGAAAAACACUGGGACGAAACAAAUACCUGAAUGUGAACACGGUGUUACAGAUGGGUGGACGAUAUAGUGUACCAGCCUUCCCUACAGGGAUCACAAACCACAGAUUUAAUGGAUGUAUAAGGAACUUCUACCACAAUGGAGAGCUAUAUGACUUGCAUACAAGUAAGAAUCACCCUGGAGAGAAUCACCAGAAUGGCUGUCAGAGGGAGGAUGCUAUAUGUGGUCGAGCUUCAAUCAAUAGUGUGUCUAAAUGUGGUCAGCAUGGGACUUGUGAGAUGGUCAACUGGUAUGACAAUGAUGUCCAGUGUGUCUGUAAUCCUGGGUAUAGACCUGUAGAUAAAAACUCUAUUAGAUGUCAGCUUGCAACCACUGUGAGAGAUUUCAAUACUUCUGCCUUCAUGGUAUGGGAUCUAAAGGACCAGUUUUUAACGAGUAGACAUCCACAGAAGUUAAGUCUACAGCUACGAUUUAGGACUAGAGAUUUUGAUGGAGGAGUAUUAUUACAUCUUCCUUCCACUGGAAAUGAAUUCAUUACACUGGAGAUUGUCAAUAACCAUGUCCAGGGUAGAUAUAACUUAGGAAGCCAUGAUAGUUCUGUCAGUAAUGUUAUAGCAUUGUCAGAAGCAGUGGCUAACAAUGGUCAGUGGCACACUGUCACACUGACCAGGUCUGGACAAUGGAUUCAACUUAAAAUGGACAGUGGUGAAGGUCGCUUCUUCAAUGAGACUUUUGACAACACAUAUAAUGGAAAGUCCUUUAUGUUAAGUAGAGACAGAAUUGUGUCUGGAUCCAGAGUAGUGUGGGAUCCCAAUGCAAGAUUUGAAGCAAGAGGACUUAGCGAUACCUGUGUAACUGACAUUCGAGUAGACAACAAAUGGUUCCCUAUGAAGAUGGAGGAGAGUACCGAAAGUCCUGCCGCUGUGAUGACAAUCAGUUCUAAUGUCAGAAUGGGAUGUUAUCGACCUGACUGUAAUGGUGUUGUAUGUCAAGCUGGGAAACCAAUCAGAAAAGAAUGUUAUCCGUUGUGGGGCACCUACGAGUGCAGAUGUCCAAAUCACAGUACACCAAUAUCUAGUGUUGCCUGUGAUAAGAUUCUUUAUUGUAAAGCAAAGAACCCUUGUUAUUCUGGAGGACAGUGUAUAGAGCUCCCAUUCCCUAAGACAUUCCGUUGUAAAUGUCCACCUGGAUGGACAGGAGAACUAUGUAAUCAACAAGCCAUUGCAGAGGUAGCACAAGGAGGGGUCACCACAGAACUACUGGUCAUUAUAUUUGUCAGCAUAUUUGCAGUAUCAUUGAUAGCCUUGAUAGCUUUCCUGUUAAUCACUAGGUGUAACAAGAGAGAAGGAGAUAAGUCUAUACUGUAUGAUGAUCAGUAUGAUGACAUCAGAGAAAAUGUUAUUGAUCAUGACGAGCAAGGAGCAGGUGAAGAAGACAAAGACAUUUAUGAUGUUUCCAGAUUACGUAGAGCAGAUAUGCCAUACAUGGAUAAAGGUUACAUGUUACUACCUAAUGGGAAAGGUCCUUAUGGAGAGGGUGUAGAGCACUUUAUUCACGACAGACUAGACAAAGCAGAUGAAGAUGGUCCACCACAUGAUAACGUCAUGGAGUUUGCCUAUGAGGGUGGGGACACAGACGUUGGUUCUCUUAGUUCUCUUAACACAUCAACUGAUGGGGACCAAGACUAUAAUUAUUUAGAGGACUGGGGUCCAAAGUUUUCUAAGUUAGCCAAUAUGUAUGGAGGGGGAGAGGGAGAGGAGGAUUUGUAGCAUGAGAUGACCAAAGACAUUUGCACCCCCUUAUCAUUACAUUGUAUCUAGAGGAGAUUUAAUCUCAGAUCAUCUUAAACAUUUGUAUAAAUCAACCUGUGUCUAGGGAGAGAAUUAAUGUAUUAACACAAUGAGAUCAAAUCUCACAAACUUAUGUGUCACAAUCAACCAGUUCAUACAUGUUAAACUCUAGAUGCAACAUACACAAAUACACCAUUCAGUUUUUUACAUGAACAAUUUCCUUUGUAAAUAUGUAAUCAAAAUCAACCAGUUUAUACAUGUUAAACUCUAGAAAUGCACCAAUCAGUUUUCUACAUAAAAAAAUCCUUAAAUAUGUGAUACAAGAAGAUAAACUGUUCUUAUGUAAAGAAAUGUUAAAGCAACAUUAUAAAAACGGAAUAAACCAAAAUGACGUUAGAAAAGUCUGUCUUGUUGUAUUCCUAUAUUUAGUCAUGCGUACAUAAACUGGGAAAAUAAUUUAACAUUCCGAAGAAAAAUACAACAGAGACAAUGAACACAAUUUAUGUGAGAUCUAAACUAAAGAUAUCUCUGUUCAGUUCUAUGGGUAUAUUAAAUCCUUUCAUGUUAGUAUGUUAUUACAUGUAAAACAAUACUGAUAUAUAUUGCUUUAACUCUUAUGAAAAUCAAAGCUGUAUUAUACAACUCAGUGUUCAAGAAUACUUUAACUCAUAAUAUGACGUCCACUUGUGAAAUGACAUUUGUACAUCAGAAUUGAAGACAUGAAAGAUUUUGUAGAGAAGAAGGGUUAUUUUGUUUCAAAGGAAGUCUUUACAAGCAAAGUUUUAAUUAAUCAUAAAGCUUUAUACCAUUGUUAUAUGUGAUUAAAGAUUGUUUAGUUUAUAUAAAUGAAAGUUUUGACAUCAAUCAUGUUUCGAAUCAAUCAUGUUUUUAGAAACAUGAUAUAUCAGACCAAAUAAUUUCACAUGUAUUUGAAAUCAAAUUAAAUGUGAUGCUGUGUUACAACAUAUAAUCAUUAUUAUUAUCAUUGUCCAAAUGUUUUCUAUUUUUGAUACCAUCAAAUCAUACAUCGAAUGAGACAUUUUUUGCCUUUCAUGAAUUGUUAUAAGACACCCAAUUAAUGGUCCAGUUCUAUUUUAAGAUAAAUGGGUAUUUUUGCAAAAUGUGUAUGGAUUGUAAGGCUUUUUUUUUACAUCCAAGUAUUAGCUUUCUAAAGAGUCCUGUAACCCUACUUUUAAUACUUUAUUCAAUGUUUAAAAACUUGCAAACCUUCCAUACAUUUGUUUUGGAAAAUAACCCAGUUUAAAAACAAUCAGAUAAUAUAUGUCCUUUUGAUUAUUAUACCCCACCUAGCCAUAGACUUACGAGCCUAAUAAUUUCUUGCCGAUGAUUACCGUGGUUACUAUAUAUGUUGUACAAGUAGUAAUGCCUUAAUUUGAAUGUUUUUGGCCAAAAUGUUACUAAAAAUAACAUUACAAAAAAGUGCUGUCAUUUAGCUCAAUAUUGCUGUUUGAAAUUUUAGUUAAAUAUUUGUGAAUACACUUGUUAGAUAAAAAAAAUUCCUAAUUAGCAACAAAAGCAAAUUUAGAUUACAGAAAUAGAUUAGGUUGUGAGAAUAGUGCAAUAUUACAUAGUCGUGUUGUGUUGUAUAUUUAUAUUGUAGAUUUUUAGUUGCAAUAACUCAGCAAUGUAAGUUGUCUCUAUAAGUCAGUAUUAUUUUCAAGGUUGUGGCAAUAUUUUACAUUUUUUUUUUCUAAAAUAUUUUUUUGCAGAUUUUUCAUUUGAUUUGUAAAUGCUAGAACUUAUCUGUUAGCCUUUGCAUAGCUGAAGUAGCAUUAACCUUCCGUCAAUAAAUCUAUUUUGUAAUAAUUUGUUCUUUAAAUUAAUGUUCAGGUUGUAGCCAGCUUUUAUAGGUACAUGUUAUUUUCAUAUUAUAAACUUUCUAAUGUGAACCAUGAUGAUAAAAAGAUCUGUAUUUAUAUAGAAUAUGAAAUGUAGAACAUAAACAUGCUCCAAUACCAAAAAUGAAGUACAUUUAUUAGAAUUUCAUGUGCUGUUUGAAAUUAUCUUAAUCACAUAGGGGUAAUUAGCAUUCUUCAUAUACAUAUCAAGCUGUCAUUUGUCAAAAUUGUUCCACAGAGAUAUCAUCGUUUGUUGUUUUUUAUGAUGUAUGUAUAGUUUUGAAAUUCUAAACUCUGCAGUUCUUUGUAUAUACUGCAAGAAUUUGGAGAUAUAAGUACCGUGAGAAUGUAUACAUGUUGGAAAAAAAGGUUGUGAAAAGUUUGAAUUUUAUAGUUAGAAUUAUGUUUGUUUUUCUUCAGAUCGUAUUAUGAAUGUAGUUAAAUCUUUGCGUUUCUGAAUUUAUUGAUUUUGUUGUCUGUCCUUAAACCUAUUUCAUGAUAUGUCAUUUUACCAAGUAUCUGAAAUUAGAUUGAAUACUUUUACAUCAAAUUAAUAUAAAUGUGCUUUUUUUUAUUGUUGAAAGACUGAAUAGUGAUCUCUACAGGUCAUUUGGGUAUUUUGUCAUUUGGUUGUGGUCUCCAUUCAUUCAUAGUUGCAUUGCAAUAAUUAAAUCAAAUAUUUAAUUAGUUCAGAAAAAUUGAAACAUUUUGUCUCAGAUUUAUAAUGUUGAAAGAUAUUAUAGAACUUUAGAUUCUUCCAUUAUUAAGACUUUCAAAAUCGCAAAUUCAAAAAAAUUGGGUGUUGUUUUCUGUAUAAUUGCUGUUACACUCAAAUU